Molecule: messenger RNA, 5339 nt
Organism: Nyctereutes procyonoides (raccoon dog)
Lineage: Eukaryota; Metazoa; Chordata; Mammalia; Carnivora; Canidae
Gene: STK4
Product: serine/threonine kinase 4
Exons: 11
Coding region: 55-1518 (487 amino acids)
Biological process (GO): regulation of MAPK cascade; protein tetramerization; protein phosphorylation
Cellular component (GO): cytoplasm
Molecular function (GO): protein serine/threonine kinase activity; ATP binding
Source: RefSeq, a predicted model, not a curated record
GGUCCCGGGGGAGGAUGGAGCAGUGAGCGGGUCUGGGCGGCUGCCGGCAGCGCCAUGGAGACGGUGCAGCUGAGGAACCCGCCGCGCCGGCAGCUGAAAAAGUUGGAUGAAGAUAGUUUAACUAAACAACCAGAAGAAGUAUUUGAUGUCUUAGAGAAACUUGGAGAAGGGUCCUAUGGCAGUGUGUACAAAGCUAUUCACAAAGAGACUGGUCAGAUUGUUGCAAUUAAGCAAGUUCCAGUGGAAUCAGACCUACAGGAGAUAAUCAAAGAAAUCUCUAUCAUGCAGCAAUGUGACAGCCCUCACGUAGUCAAAUAUUAUGGCAGUUAUUUUAAGAACACAGACUUGUGGAUUGUUAUGGAGUACUGUGGGGCUGGUUCCGUGUCUGAUAUCAUUCGAUUACGGAAUAAAACGUUAACAGAAGAUGAGAUAGCUACAAUAUUGCAAUCAACACUUAAGGGACUGGAAUACCUUCAUUUUAUGAGAAAAAUACAUCGGGAUAUCAAGGCAGGAAAUAUUUUGCUAAAUACAGAAGGACAUGCAAAACUUGCAGAUUUUGGGGUAGCAGGUCAACUUACAGAUACCAUGGCCAAACGGAAUACAGUGAUAGGGACACCAUUUUGGAUGGCUCCAGAAGUGAUUCAGGAAAUUGGAUACAACUGUGUGGCAGACAUCUGGUCAUUGGGAAUAACUGCCAUAGAAAUGGCUGAGGGAAAGCCCCCAUAUGCCGAUAUCCAUCCAAUGAGGGCCAUCUUUAUGAUUCCCACCAACCCUCCCCCUACAUUUCGAAAGCCAGAACUGUGGUCCGAUAACUUCAUGGAUUUUGUGAAGCAAUGUCUUGUAAAGAGCCCUGAGCAGAGAGCCACAGCCACUCAACUCCUACAGCACCCGUUUGUCAAAAGUGCCAAGGGAGUGUCAAUACUGCGGGACUUAAUUAACGAGGCCAUGGAUGUGAAGCUGAAACGCCAGGAAGCCCAGCAGCGGGAGGUGGACCAGGAUGAUGAAGAGAACUCCGAGGAGGAUGAGAUGGACUCUGGCACAAUGGUUCGAGCAGCAGGUGAUGAGAUGGGCACCGUCCGGGUAGCCAGCACCACAAGUGAUGGGGCCAGCACUAUGAUUGAGCACGGGGACACGUUGCCAUCACAGCUGGGCACCAUGGUGAUCAACACAGAGGAUGAGGAAGAGGAAGGGACCAUGAAAAGAAGGGAUGAGACCAUGCAGCCUGCAAAACCAUCUUUCCUUGAAUAUUUUGAACAAAAAGAAAAAGAAAACCAGAUCCACAGCUUUGGCCAGAGUGUCCCUGGCCCCCUGAGGAACUCCUCGGAUUGGAAAGUACCGCAGGAUGGAGACUAUGAGUUCCUUAAAAGUUGGACAGUGGAGGACCUUCAGAAGAGGCUCCUGGCCCUUGACCCCAUGAUGGAGCAAGAGAUUGAAGAGAUCCGGCAAAAGUACCAGUCCAAGAGGCAGCCGAUCCUGGACGCCAUCGAGGCUAAGAAGCGGCGGCAGCAGAACUUUUGAGGGAGGCCCGGCCAGGAGGCCCGCCCGCACAGCAGGCCUCUGGUGAACUCGGGCUGCUCGCCACUCGGCUUGUUGGCCAACACAUCUGCCCCAUUGUUUCCCCACAGCACCUUCACCUUCGCGAACUCAGGACGUGCGCCAGUGGGAAGGGCUGCCUGCCAUCAGCGUGCCGCCUCGUGUAUGGAUUUAAAUUGGUCAGUUAUGUUUUUCAAAGGAUUCAUAUCGGCGCUUUUAAACUCAGAGUUUUAAACCCCAGGAACCAGAGACUCUAGGAUGAGUGAUAGCUGGGAAAGUGUUACAUGUCUUGUCUUUCUUCUCCCAAUAGCUUUCAAAGGUUCUUUCUGGAAGACUUUUUAAAAAUAUAUAAAUAUGCACAUAUAUAUAAAUUAUAACUGGAUUCCCCACUGAGUGUGGUGGCAUCUCUGUACAGGUACAGUUUUAAACAGUUGGCCUCUUUUCUGUAAGAUUAUGGUACUGUGGGACACGAGGGCAGGGGCUCCGGGAGGCUCUUGGGGUCACUCAGCGACCAAGAACCAACCUCACUCUUUUGCAGGGCUGCAUUUAAAAAUUUGGUUUGGGCCAGUUCUUCCCCAUGGAUUCAGCCUUGUGUGGGUCAUCUCUGGCUUCUGGAGCUAUGGACCAUGUCCAAGGAAAAGCCUUGAGAGUUUGUGUAUACUUCUCAAGUCCCAGGAGAAGUCUGGUAUCCUCUUUGCAAACUGCCCCUUGUGGCUUCAAUGCCUUUCACCCAUCUGCACUCUCCCAACCGCCUGCAGUCACAGCACAGAUACUGCCCAGUGCCUUAAGAGGAGACAUGACCCAGUGUGGGGAUGGGCCUGCCAGGACCUCUCCACAAACACGGGGCUGUGUGCAGUCCGCAGAAGAAGUGUUUUCAGAGUUCUCAUUGUUCAUGCGAAGAUCGCACAGGGACAUUUUGCUCCACAUUCCUUACAGACAGGGGUAGAGGGCAUUGCUUUUGUGAUCAUUUUCCAGUAUGUGACUAUUUUCUUUUUUUAUUUUACUGCUGAGGGGUCUGGAAAGGACACAAAUAUCAGACUAAGAUCUGUUCUCCAGGAGGCUCCAUCCAGCCCCGCAGAAUGCCAGAGCUGGAAGGGACCACAGGCAUCAUCAGACCUGACCAAGCCUCAGAGAGGGGAAGUGACAGAGUGUCAAAAUCACAAAGCAAAUUGAAGCAAGAGCUGGGACUGGACCAGAACUCCUCACUCCUGGGCCGCUGAUCCAAGCAUUCCCUUCCCCGAAGAGAGAAAGCUCUGCCAUUUGGGUUAAGUAGUCCCAGGGGACCCUACCAAGGGAAACUUGCUCUUGUCUGGUCUCCUCAGUGGAGACCCCCUAGGGAAGCCAGGUUCAGGUUUGGCUGGUCCACAAGCUCUGCAGCCUUGGCCGGACAGCAGACCACACCACGCGGGCAACCUAGGGCCACAGGCAGAUCAGAGGGUUGAACCAUCCGUCUGUGGCACUGGCUCAUGGCCACAUGUCAUGUAGUCCACAGCAAAUAGAAGACAGGAAAGGCAGAUGUCUGCUUAUUUUUUAAUAAUAAGGAUCUGUAAGGAUAAUGUAAUUUGACUCCAUAAGGAUAGUGUAAUUUAACUCCAUAAUUGCUUUUGCUUCCCAAAACUGGGAAUCAAUGGAGUGGCAGGGAACGUCCCUCUUCUCUGGCCAGAUUCUGUUCUUUGCAAUAAAAGCAAGUUUUAAAAAGUGUAAGAGGCAGUGGUUGGUCUGCAGGGUUUGGCCAGUUAGGCAGUUAUGUGGCAGAUAGAACAGAAGACAGUUGGAAGAUCCCACUGGAAUAACCAAUGGCAGCUAGCAUGUGUCGACCACUGAGUAUAUGCCAGGCACUGAGCUAGGUGGGCUUUUUAUAUAUGUCAGAUCCAAACUUCACAAGAACUCCUAAGUUAAGUACUUUAUCUCCAUUUCAUAGAUGAAGAAAUCAGUUCAGAGAGAGAAAGACCAUGUAUUUCCCAAGGCAAUACAGCUAGUAAGUGACAGAGUCAGGACUCAUAGCAUCACCACAUGGGACCAAGUAUUUACUGACUUAAAAGGAAGAUCACAAGUCUUUAAAAUGAAGGGACCACCUUUUCUUGCACAGAAUAAAUAACUCCAGCUGGCAUUUUUAGGUUGGGAAACGGCCGAGUUAGUAAUCAAGUGUGACAGCCAAGUGAGUGUCACCAACCUCAGCAUGGAGCGUGCUUUCCACCACACCAUAUACUGUGCUCGCGAACAGGCCUGCCUCAACCUCUUUCAUUUUAGAAAGGACUUUGCACUUGGCCAGACAGCAGGGGAAUUGCCCAUUUCUUCCUUCCUAAGCUAGAUCCAAGUUAAAGAAGGUUUUGGUUUUUCCCCAUAAAUAUUCUUGGGUCCUGAAUCUUGAUCCGGAGUUUAUUUUGUUCUAGCAAAGGACACUGCUCACCAGUCUAGCUAGACAAAGCCCUCAGGCCAAAAGUCAAUUUCUUUGGACCAGGUCCAUUUCCUGACAAGGUGCACCAUUUCCUGGUGACAGAAAGGCAACAGGGCAAGUCCUAGUUGUUUUCCCCUUGAAUGCUAACUCCAGCAUAGGUCAGUGUGCUUUCUUUGAGCCCUGAGUGUUGGCAUCUGUGACUGAAGCUCCCAGGGAAUGCUGUUCCCCUCCCCUCAUCUGUUCUCUCUUUUUAAGAAAUAAUGACCCACACCUAAUUGUAUCUUUAAAAAAAAAAAAUCUCAAAUUCUCUAAGAAUAUCUUGAUUGCUUCCUCAUCAGUAAUUUUGAAGCAGAUUUCCCUUUCUUUUUCCUUUGUCCCUUCUCCCAACCACCAACUGGAUGGAUAGAUGGAUGAAUGAAUGUUUGGCUGGCUGGCUGGCUAGCUACCUAGGACCAAUAGUCAGAAGCAACUUAAGAGCUGUAGCCUUGACCCUUUGAGACUACUGUGUAUUCUGAUCCAGGAAACAUUGAGCACCUGCCAAAUUCCAGAGGUUUAUUAUACCAUUCAAAUUUCAGUAGCUCUUACCAAUUUCAGGAAUGAGAGAGGUGACAUCAUUAUAGCUCCUACAGAUAUUAAAGGACUAUGGAAAAGGUCUUGAACAACUAUGCUAAUAAAUUCAACAAUUUAAAUAAAAUGAACAAAUUCCCUUUAAGAUACAAAACACCAAAGCUCAUUCAGUAGAUAAUCUGAAUAGCACUGUAUCUAUUAAAACUUAAUAGUUCUGGGAGAUAUAGGUAUUAUUGUCCUCAUUUUACAGAUAAGGAAACUGAGGCUCAGAGGGAUAAAGUCUGUUGCUCAAGGCCAUGCAACUAAAAUAUGGUGGAGCUCGGAUUCAAAUGCAGGUCUUCUGAUUCUUAUUCCAGUGCCCUUUCCAGCAUACCACGUUGCCUCUAAGAAUUGGAGCUCCUCAGCCUCCCAUCCCAUCCUUUCUUACACACUAUGUGUUUCCAUCAGGAUUGUAUUCAUUGUAUUUGGACUCUGUUCUUUUUUGUGUCUAGAGAAAAAAAAAAAUCUCUUCCACCAGCUUGCACUCGAACCAACUUGGAAAAAGCUUAAAUGCUGUUGCUGAUGUACAACUUAAAAAUGUGAAGUUUGUAGCUUUAACUUUUUGUAAUAAAAACUAAUAACACUGGCUUAAGUGCUGACUUGAAAUGCUAUUUUAUAAAGUUUGGAUGUAAAUAAUCAAUCGAGGUCAGCAGUUUGUAUAUGUAGGAGAUAUGGCUUCCUCCCUGCACCCCCCAUUUUUUUAAUUUGAGGUGCUUCCUGUGUGUUUUUAUGUUAGAAUUGUUCUCCCUCCUUCCUACAUGUGGUCACCUUUGUUUUAAAUAAACUGUUCUUUGGAACCCAA